Molecule: messenger RNA, 1952 nt
Organism: Ostrea edulis (European flat oyster)
Lineage: Eukaryota; Metazoa; Mollusca; Bivalvia; Ostreida; Ostreidae
Product: mitochondrial intermediate peptidase-like
Exons: 17
Coding region: 111-1937 (608 amino acids)
Biological process (GO): peptide metabolic process
Cellular component (GO): mitochondrion
Molecular function (GO): metalloendopeptidase activity
Source: RefSeq, a predicted model, not a curated record
CUACAUUUACAAAAUUAUCAUUUACAAAAUGUCUGCGCCCUUGAAGAAAAAGAUAAAAUUAUAAAAAUCAUGAGUACGCAAACCAGAUAAAAAACUAUUCAUUUCAGGACAUGAUGAGGCUGUUAAAUACAAGAUCCUUGGUCUUGAUGGGGGCUCUUGGAGGUGCCAGGAAAUAUGUGUCCACUCUCUCUCCACUUGGAUCAGUGUUUAACUCCAUUCCAGCACCCCAAAAGUCACAGUGGUUUCUCGGCUCCAAAGAAAAUAAGGGGUUGCUUCUUGUACCUGAGCUGAAGAUGAGCGAAGGAUUUGACAUUCUUCGCCGUGAAGUGGAACACAAAGUAGAUACCUUGGUCCAAGAGGCUUUGUCUCCAGAGAGAAAACGGAAAAUUGUCACCAUUUUUGAUGAGAUGUCAAAUACUCUUUGUUGUGUAGCUGAUAUGGCAGAGUUUGUGAGAGUGUCCCAUCCAGACCGUAAUUAUCAGCUGGCGGCAGAGUAUGCAAUGAUUAACUUGUCCAAUGUAGUAGAGAGUCUGAAUACAAACACAGCCAUUUACAACGUGCUGAAAACAGUGCUGGAGACAGGAGAAGAUGUAUUACCUAUGGAUUCGGUGGACAAGCGCGUUGGAGAGUUGUUUAAAUUUGACUUUGAUCUCAGUGGUUGUCACUUAUCAGAGGACAAGAAGAAAACUUAUGUGAAGUUGUCGGAGAGUGUGAUCAUGACAGGCAACAUGUUUAUGGAGGGGUGUCAGUCCUCAGCCAUUAUUCCCAGGGACAGGCUGCCUGCCCACCUCCACUACUGUUUUAACCUGGAGGGUGACAAUGUAGUGAUUAGUGGAGCCCAUCUGGAUCACUUCAAUGAUCAGGUAAGAGAGGCGGCCUAUAGAGUAUACCACUAUCCUAAUGAAAGCCAAGUCAAGCUGCUAGAUGCUUUAAUUCUGAAUCGACAUAACUUGGCCACAAUUGCUGGAUUUCCAACAUUUGCUCAUCGGGCAUUGAAAGGAACACUGGCUGAAACACCAGAGCUAGUGAAGGAUUUCCUGAACACUCUGUCAGAGCGCAUAAAACCUAUGGCAGAGAAAGAACACAAAGAACUUUUGAAGUUAAAGAAAACAAGAGGAUCGAGUGGUGACAUGGUGCUGAGGCCAUGGGACACACCAUACUACUCGGCUCUUGGGCGACAUCUCAAAUACAACAUCAGUGGAGAUGAGUUUGCCCCCUAUUUCUCCUUGGGUAACUGUAUGGAGGGAAUUAACAUUGUGUUGAAGAGUUUGUAUGAUGUUUCUCUUCAGACAGUGGAACCACAAACAGGGGAGCUGUGGUCAGAUGAUGUCUAUAAACUGGCAGCAGUGCACAGUACCGAGGGAGUUCUAGGCUACAUCUACUGUGACUUAUUUGAUAGACCAGGAAAACACAUGAUGGACUGUCACUGUACUAUUCGCGGGGGGAGGGAAGAAGAGGACGGCGGGUACCAGCUCCCCAUCGUGGUUCUGAACUGUAACCUAACCCGUCCCCACACCAACGCCCCCACUCUGCUGACCCCCGGCCUCAUGAGAAAUCUUUUCCAUGAAUUUGGACACGCCAUGCACUCCAUGCUGGGAAGAACAAAGUAUCAGCAUGUUACAGGUACAAGGUGCCCCACAGAUUUUGCAGAAGUUCCUUCCGAAUUUAUGGAGUUCUUUGCUACAGAUCCCAGAGUUAUCAGUUUGUUUGCUCGUCACUUUCGUACGGGCGAACUGUUGCCAAUGGAUGCCAUUCUGAAAUUUUGUAAAGCCAGCAAUAUGUUUUCAGCCUCGGAAAUGCAACUCCAAAUUGUAUACUCCAUGCUGAGCCAGAAACUUCACGGAGAAUAUCCAUUAGGCAAAUCCACAACUGAGCUGUACGCAGAAAUCCACAAUCAGUACAUGAGCGUCCCCUACGUGGAAGGCACUGUGAGUUGAUAAAGCUCUGUAGCA